AUGGCUCCUUCUGACGAUAAGAAUGCGAACCAACGUCUCGAGUAUGUUCCGACCAACGCUUCCGCUAGGUCGACCUCAAAGGAUGAUAUAAAGGCCGCCGCUGAGAUGAUCGAGGCUCAGGAGACUGCCACUCGAUGGGAAGAUGGCACACUCGAGGAGAAGAAGCUUGUGCGCAAACUUGAUUGGCGUAUUCUUCCUUGUACCUGGGUUCUAUAUCUUCUUGGUUACCUUGAUCGAGCCAACAUUGGGAAUGCCAAAACAGGUGGCAUGGAAGAUGACUUCAAAUUAUCUUCUAGCCAAUACUCCAUCAUCGUCCUUGCAUUCUUCAUCUCUUAUCUCGUAUUUGAAGUGCCGGCCAACAUGAUCCUCACCCGUGUGCGACCCAGUGUGUUUCUCCCGGGACUUGGUCUCGUUUGGGGAACAUUCGCCGCGCUCAUGGGCGCGACCAACAACUGGAGCCAACUGGCUGGCAUGCGCUUCCUUCUUGGAUUCGCUGAAGCCGGCUUCGCUCCUGGCUGCGCCUUCUUCCUGUCGUCCUGGUAUAGAAAGUACGAGCUCGCAACAAGAUAUGCCUUUCUCUACACCUCAGUUCCCAUUGCUGGCGCCAUAUCUGGACUCCUCGCUGGGGUAAUCACCGAGCAUAUGAACGGCGUCUCAGGCCUGCCUGGAUGGCGAUGGCUCUUCAUCCUUGAGGGACUUGCUUCCAUUGUCGCGUCCAUUAUCAUAUUUUUCCUCAUGCCCGAUUACCCUUCUAACAGCAAGCGAUUCCUAAAGGAAGAGGAAAUGAUCUUGGCCUGCAACCGCUUGACUGUUGACGGUAUUGCCCUAACCCAGGGCACCGGCGCAAAAGAGAUUCCUCACUGGCAAGCAUUCAAGAUGACCUGCGUCGACUGGAGAGUUUGGGCCCAGUGCUUUCUCUUCGUUCUCGUUACUGGCUCUCAGACAAUGCAGUAUUUCAUUCCCACUCUCGUCAAAAGUUUCGGCUGGAAAGGAGCCGUCGGCCAAUAUCACACCAUUCCAGCUUACGCUGCCGCACUCGUUUACGUUGUCGUAUCAUGCUGGCUAGCUGACAGGUAUAAGAACAAGUGGUACUUCAUCUGUGCCCUGUCCGGCCUGGGUUGCGUCCUCUUUAUCGCCGUCACCACUGUGCAGGACAGGAUAACCCAAUACGUCCUCACCAUCUUUGCCUUUGGCACCAUCUACGGUUGCUCGCCCCUCGUCAAGACCUGGGUCUCCGACGUCAUCCCCCAGCCAGCAGCCAAGCGAGCCAUCGCCAUUGCCCUCAUCAACUCCAUUGGCAACGCUUCCUCUAUCUACUCUACCUGGCUGUGGCCCGACAAGGACGCACCUCGUUAUAUCCCUGGAUUUGCUACCACCACCACCUGGCUGGGAGUGCUCUGUAUCUCUACUGCUGUCUUUGCGUAUUUCUUCAAGAAGCACCCAAUUGAGCAGGUGGACCACGCCGAGGCCAUGGCUGCCGAGCUCAAAGGUCGCCAGGAAGCUCAAGCGUCCGGCUCUAAGCCUUGA
Messenger RNA from Clonostachys rhizophaga, 1527 nucleotides. Lineage: Eukaryota; Fungi; Ascomycota; Sordariomycetes; Hypocreales; Bionectriaceae. The record is from the annotation of a GenBank genome assembly.